Messenger RNA from Colletotrichum spaethianum, 1164 nucleotides. RefSeq names its product fasciclin-like arabinogalactan protein. Gene Ontology annotation, cellular component: fungal-type vacuole membrane. Gene Ontology annotation, biological process: macroautophagy. NCBI's taxonomy places the organism in Eukaryota, Fungi, Ascomycota, Sordariomycetes, Glomerellales, Glomerellaceae. Bases 1 to 1164 code for a protein of 387 amino acids. The record is from RefSeq and is a predicted model, not a curated record. The transcript is spliced from 3 exons.
AUGCAGAUCAAGAACAUCAUUCCCAUGGCCCUGGCCGGCGUUGCGUUCGCCCAGGACGGCGCCCAGCAGAACUUGACCGCCGCUCUGGCUUCCCAGAACUCGAGCUUGUCGUCGCUUACUAGCCUUCUUGGUACCCAGCCCGGCCUUGUACAGGCUCUCUCGCAGGCUCAGAACAUCACCAUCCUGGCCCCGAGCAAUGAGGCCCUCGAGGCAUUCAUCGCAAGUGCCGGCGCUGCCGCUACCGACGCUGGCCUCGUUGCCGCCAUUCUCCAGUACCACGUCCUGAACGGCACAUACUACGCCUCCAACUUCACCGAGGAGCCCCAGUUCAUCCCCACUCUCCUCCAGAACCAGACCUACGCCAACAUCACCGGCGGCCAGCGCGUUCAGGCCCAGACCGUAGACGGCAACGUCACCUUCUACUCGGCUCUGAGAGAGAACUCGACCGUCACGACCGGCAACGUCAACUUCACCGCCGGUACCAUUCACGUGAUUGACAAGGUCCUGAGUGUCCCUCAAGGUAUCGCUGACACCCUCCGUGCCGCCAACCUCACUGCAGCUUUGGGUGCCGUCCAGGCCGCCAACGUCACUGAGGCCCUCACUUCUGCCAAGGACUUGACCAUAUUCAUCCCCAACAACGAGGCCUUCCGUGCCAUCGGUAACCUCUCCGCAACCCUUGGCUCUGAGCUCCCCAACAUUCUCCAGUACCACGUUGUCGCCGGCUCUGUUCUCUACAGCCCCGAUAUCACCAACACCUCCCUGACCACCCUCAACGGCGCCAAUAUCACUGUCAGCGUCAUCAACGAAACCGUCUACGUCAACAACGCCGAGGUUGUUAUCCCCAACGUCCUAGUUGCAAACGGUGUCGUGCAUGUCAUUGACAACCUUUUGAACCCUAACAACACCGCGGCCGAGCCCGACACCACCGCCACGAGCCGCCCUCCCGCGUACACCGGUGCCGGUCCUGCUACUGACGGCAGCAACCCGUUCACCAGCGGUGUUACCGGCCCUACCUCCACCGCCCCUGUGGCGACUGAGACCGGCGCCAACGACGGCGGCGGUGUCCGCACCACCUCCUCUUCCACUGAGGCUGCUCCCAUGCGCACUGCUGCUGUAGGCGCUGCUGCUCUUUUCGGAGGCAUGGCCGCUUACAUGAACAUGUAA